UCAUCCCUUUUCCUUCCCCACAACCACAGACACCUUUCAGUCUCCUCCGGCGCCUCUCUGCCGCCGGCUUUGAGGUCUUCGGUGAUGCUGUUACUUCGCGGCGGCCCCUCAAGGGGUCGCCUUUGGCCGGCUCUCGCAAUGGCGUUUGCCCUUUUGUUGGCUUCGAAUAAUGUCAUGGUAUCUGCUGCAGAGGAGGAACCGUACAUCUAUGUGUCACCGCCGCCGCCUUCGCCUCCAGCUUACUACUACAAGUCUCCUCCGCCACCAUCUCCGUACUACUACAAGUCGCCACCGCCACCAUCUCCCUCGCCACCACCACCAUAUCAUUACAAGUCCCCGCCACCGCCUUCGCCAUCUCCGCCACCGCCAUAUUAUUACAAGUCUCCGCCGCCUCCUUCGCCAUCUCCACCACCACCAUACCACUACAAGUCGCCGCCACCGCCUUCACCUUCUCCACCACCACCGUACCACUACAAAUCUCCUCCUCCACCUUCUCCGUCUCCUCCACCUCCAUAUUACUAUAAGUCUCCUCCUCCCCCAUCUCCUUCUCCACCUCCUCCGUACUAUUACAAAUCUCCUCCUCCGCCUUCUCCUUCACCACCACCUCCCUACUACUACAAAUCCCCACCUCCUCCUGAGAAAUCUCCUCCUCCUCCGUACUACUACAACUCUCCACCUCCACCAUCGCCUUCUCCUCCUCCUCCAUAUCACUACAAGUCUCCUCCUCCACCAUCGCCAUCGCCUCCUCCUCCAUACCACUACAAGUCUCCUCCUCCACCAUCACCAUCGCCUCCUCCUCCAUACCACUACAAGUCUCCUCCACCACCAUCACCCUCACCACCACCACCAUACUACUACAAAUCUCCUCCACCACCAUCUUCGUCACCGCCUCCACCAUACUACUACAAAUCUCCUCCACCGCCAUCUCCGUCACCGCCUCCACCAUACCACUACAAAUCUCCACCUCCACCAUCUCCUUCACCUCCUCCUCCCUAUCACUAUAAAUCACCUCCACCACCAGAAAAAUCCCCUCCCCCACCUUACCAUUACCAAUCUCCACCACCACCUUAUUAUUACAAUUCUCCUCCACCACCAGCAAAAUCGCCACCACCGCCUUACCAUUACAAAUCACCCCCUCCACCGGCCAAGUCCCCUCCCCCACCCUACUACUAUGUAUCUCCUCCGCCUCCCGCAAAAUCACCACCACCGCCAUAUUAUUACACAUCUCCACCACCACCAACACACCAGUAUCCUCCCUUGAUUAAAGUGGUCGGACAUGUCUACUGCUUUAAGUGCUAUAACUGGAAACACCCAUUAGAUUCCAGCCACAAGAAGCUUUUCAAAGGAGCCAUUGUCAAGGCAAUAUGCAAGGCCGGCGAGAAGGAGUACAUUGGCUAUGGGAAGACCAAGGCAUAUGGCAAGUACAGCGUCAAUGUUGAGGGAUAUCCUUACUGGAAGUAUGGAGCCAAGGGCUGUAAGGUUGAGCUCCAUGCGGCCCCUAAGGGCUCCAUUUGUAACAUUCCCACUAAGAUCAAUAAGGGAUCACCUCUGAAGGUUGAGCAUAAGUCCGACGAUGUGAUCGUUCUCAAGGCUAAAUCUCUCGUAUUUGCACCUUCACCACAUAAGUACUAUGAGGAAUGCAAGAAGCACCACCAGCAUUCGCCACCACCGUCAGCACCGAUUUAUCACUACAAGUCUCCACCACCUCCCUCUCCAACAUAUUACUAUAAAUCUCCACCUCCACCACCUUACUAUUAUAGUUCGCCACCACCGCCGGUGAAAUCACCCACACCACCAUAUUACUAUAAAUCUCCUCCUCCUCCCUCGCCAUCUCCUCCCCCUCCUUACUAUUAUAAAUCUCCACCUCCUCCAUCGCUAUUGCCUCCACCUCCUUAUUACUAUAAUUCCCCACCACCUCCUUCUUCAUCCCCUCCUCCUCCCUAUUAUUAUAAGUCACCACCUCCACCUUCUCCAUCUCCACCUCCACCCUAUUAUUACAAGUCACCUCCACCACCAUCACCAUCUCCUCCCCCUCCAUACUAUUACAAUUCUCCUCCACCACCACUGAAAUCACCACCACCUCCAUACUAUUAUAAAUCUCCUCCACCACCUUCACCUUCUCCUCCUCCACCAUACUAUUACAACUCACCACCACCUCCCAGUCCAUCACCACCACCACCUUAUUACUAUACGUCCCCACCUCCUCCAGUGAAGUUGCCUCCUCCUUAUCAUUACAUCUCACCACCACCACCAUCACCAUCUCCACCACCACCCUAUUAUUACAAAUCACCUCCUCCACCAUCUCCAUCUCCCCCACCUCCCUACUAUUACAAGUCACCUCCUCCACCAUCACCAUCUCCUCCGCCACCAUACUACUACAAUUCCCCACCACCACCAUCACCAUCCCCUCCGCCACCAUACUACUAUAAGUCUCCUCCUCCACCAUCUUCAUCUCCUCCACCUCCUUACCACUACAAUUCCCCACCACCACCAUCACCAUCCCCUCCGCCUCCUUACCACUACAGAUCUCCACCACCACCAUCACCAUCACCUCCACCUCCUUACCACUAUAAUUCUCCACCGCCACCAUCACCAUCCCCUCCACCUCCUUACCACUACAGAUCUCCACCACCACCAUCACCGUCACCUCCACCUCCUUAUCACUACAAUUCCCCACCACCACCAUCACCAUCCCCUCCACCUCCUUACCACUACAGUUCUCCACCACCACCAUCACCUUCACCUCCACCUCCUUACCACUACAAUUCCCCACCACCACCAUCACCAUCCCCUCCACCUCCUUACCACUACAAUUCUCCACCACCACCAUCACCGUCACCUCGACCUCCUUACCACUACAGUUCCCCACCACCACCAUCACCAUCUCCACCACCUCCAUACUAUUACAAGUCACCUCCUCCACCAUCACCUUCUCCUCCACCUCCUUACUACUACAACUCCCCGCCACCACCAUUGCCAUCUCCUCCACCACCAUAUCACUACAAAUCACCUCCCCCACCAUCACCUACUCCGCCACCUCCAUACCACUACAAGUCACCUCCUCCCCCAUCACCAUCCCCUCCACCUCCAUACUACUACAAUUCCCCACCACCACCAUCGCCAUCUCCUCCACCCCCAUACCACUACAAGUCACCACCUCCACCAUCACCAUCCCCUCCACCUCCAUACUACUACAAAUCACCUCCUCCACCAUCACCAUCCCCUCCGCCUCCAUACCACUACAAUUCCCCACCACCACCAUCACCAUCGCCUCCACCCCCAUACCACUACAAGUCACCACCUCCACCAUCGCCAUCCCCUCCACCUCCAUACCACUACAAAUCACCUCCUCCACCAUCACCAUCCCCUCCACCUCCAUACCACUACAAUUCCCCACCACCACCAUCGCCAUCUCCUCCACCCCCAUACCACUACAAGUCACCUCCUCCACCAUCACCAUCCCCUCCACCUCCAUACUACUACAAUUCACCUCCCCCACCAUCAUCGCCCCCUCCUCAUCCUUACCAUUACAUUUCCCCGCCGCCACCAUCACCAUCUCCACCUCCAACCUAUAUCUACUCCUCUCCUCCACCACCAAUUCCCUACAAGGCAUAAAUCAAUCAACAUUCUCUCCCCCUCAUCUCCAAAGUUAUAGUGUUAGUAGUGGAAUAAAGAGGGGUCAGAGAAUAGGGAAGUCCCUGUCUCAAGCUCUUUAUCUUUGUGUCCAGUGUUAUGAGAAUAAUAUGCAGAGGAAUGCUCGCAAGAGGGUAACUAAUCCUAACCAAAGUAUUGCGAGACAAGUAUUGGUGGGUUCCCUAAGGUCCUUCUUGGUUUUUGUAAGUUUUGCCAUGAUGAAUAGGGAUGACAAGCUCGUGCACGGAGUUUCAACUGCAGCUUUGAGAAGGAACAAUAAAAGAAAAGAAAUUUAAGGAGUGGUUGGUCAUUGUUUGUUCUUUUUAUGUUGGUUUUUUUAGUUAUUCAUGUAUUUCUUUUAUGUAUAUUGAGCCAGAAGGAUUUAUUUGUCCAUUGCCGAGUUCAAGUUUCUUUGUGAUA
Dendrobium catenatum is the source of this 4053-nucleotide messenger RNA. Its product is annotated as extensin-2. NCBI's taxonomy places the organism in Eukaryota, Viridiplantae, Streptophyta, Magnoliopsida, Asparagales, Orchidaceae. Gene Ontology annotation, biological process: plant-type cell wall organization. The coding region runs from base 85 to 3615 and encodes 1176 amino acids. The record is from RefSeq and is a predicted model, not a curated record. The transcript is spliced from 3 exons. Gene Ontology annotation, molecular function: structural constituent of cell wall.